AGCUACAUCAUUCCUGAGGAAGCAAAACGAAAUUUCUCACGGCCUCCUCGCGGCGAGGUUCCCCUCCGAGAUGGCGGCGCCGGCGGCGGACGAGGCGUGGUGCCGGGAGACGGUGCCGCGGGUGUUGGAGCUGGUGAGCCCGCGCCUCCCGCAGCGUGACGUCUGCGCGCUGCUCGCCGUCAGCCCCUGGUGCUACCGCACCCUCGUCAGCAACCCCAGGCUCUGGGAGGUACUUGAUAUGCGUGAGAUGAAGAACGCCGGCGACCGACUUAUUUCAGCACUUUCUCUGGCAAGGUAUCGCCAUCUCAAACUACUGAACCUUGAAUUUGCACAAGAUAUCGAGGACCGGCAUUUUGUUCAUCUAAAAGAAAUGAGUGGUAUCUCACUGGAAAAUUUAGAAUUCCUGAACCUGAACGCAUGUCAGAAAAUCUCUGACAAAGGAAUUGAAGCCAUUACCAGUCUUUGUCCUAACCUUCACGGCCUUUCAAUCUAUUGGAUUGUGGGACUGACAGACUCAAGCAUUGGGCACAUUACAAAGUACUGCAGGCAGAUAGUGGACCUCAACUUGAGUGGUUGUAAGAAUAUCUCAGAUAAAGGAAUGCGGUUAAUUGCUAAUAGUUACCAAGGACUAAAGAAAUUGAACAUAACCAGGUGUGUUAAGUUGACAGAUGAUGGGCUUAAAGAAGUGCUUCAGAAAUGUUCUUUGGUUGAAAGCUUAAACCUUUAUGCCCUUUCGAGUUUUACUGACAAGAUUUAUAAGGACAUAGGAUUGUUAAGUAAUCUUACAUUUCUAGACCUAUGUGGUGCUCAGAAUCUAACUGAUGAUGGUCUAGUAUACAUAUCAAGAUGCGGAGGUCUAACAUACCUCAAUUUGACUUGGUGUGUACGUGUUACUGAUGCUGGUGUUGUAGCUAUUGCGCAAGGGUGCCGGUCCCUCAAACUGCUAAGUUUGUUUGGAAUAGUUGGGGUAACUGAUGCCUGCCUGGAGGCUUUAUCAAAAUCUUGCUCGCACAGCCUCACAACACUUGAUGUAAAUGGCUGCAUCGGUAUCAAGAGGAGGAGCCGGGAUGACCUGCUUAAGUUGUUCCCAUUGCUGAGUUGCUUCAAAGUGCACAGCUAGCAGUCACUCCAGGAGUACAGGUUCCCACCGGUUUCCUCGAAUCGGUGUCGAGGGGACAACAGCAAGGCAGUUUUGGGCAUCAGCUGGCUUCGUCCUUGUGUUGAUUGGCGAGAUGAGAGAUUCUGUACCGAAUAUUUCCUAGAACGGGUGACAUGUCCCAUGUACGUUUCUUAUCUUUGUCCCUUUUAAUGGUUAUGGUGCCAUGUGCCAUCUCGCUGCUGCCACAGUUUGCAUGACGUUUGUAUCUUAUAUAGUAUGUUUAACUCAGAAGUGUUAUUGAUAAUGUUAAGAGUAUUAGAGGUA
Setaria italica (foxtail millet) is the source of this 1423-nucleotide messenger RNA. Its product is annotated as F-box protein At3g58530. Gene Ontology annotation, biological process: SCF-dependent proteasomal ubiquitin-dependent protein catabolic process. Lineage: Eukaryota; Viridiplantae; Streptophyta; Magnoliopsida; Poales; Poaceae. Gene Ontology annotation, molecular function: protein binding. Gene Ontology annotation, cellular component: SCF ubiquitin ligase complex. The coding region runs from base 71 to 1120 and encodes 349 amino acids. The record is from RefSeq and is a predicted model, not a curated record. The transcript is spliced from 12 exons.